This is a messenger RNA of Suillus discolor, 1323 nucleotides long. RefSeq lists its product as uncharacterized. The record is from RefSeq and is a predicted model, not a curated record. The coding region runs from base 1 to 1323 and encodes 440 amino acids. NCBI's taxonomy places the organism in Eukaryota, Fungi, Basidiomycota, Agaricomycetes, Boletales, Suillaceae. The transcript has 10 exons.
AUGACGAGAGACUUACACCCGUACCAAUCGACCUACUCUAACGUAGUCAAACUCAACAUAGAAGAUGGUAAUGAAAAAAAUCUAGAUCGCUCAGUGGCAAGUGAGAAACCCGAAACCUCGGUAAAAGCUGAACGCCGGCUUGCACCACAGUCUUCGCUUAUAAGGCAUCCAGGAUUCCAGGAAUGUCAAAAGCACUCUACACCUACAACAAGUAUUGCGAAAAAUCCAGCUAGCGCCGUUGUUUUAGAGUCAGCUUCGAGUUCAGGAGUAACAAAUGGACCCCACUCAAUACCAAAGUUGUUGAAACCAGGAAAUAUCAAAGAUGUGGAAUCGAACACACAGGAUCCUGGCUUGCACCAAUUGAUUAUCAGCAGACUUCGGAAUGGUGGCGAUGGGCCCGAAGUUGAGGUAUUCUCGAACAUUUCAGAAGAAGAUUAUCAAUAUGUUUUGAAUGCUAUUGGAUCUGACGAUAAACUGGUUCGCAAACCAUCAUACAUCCCCAGCCUUCGCCAAAUCAUCGCCACCACGCCCUCACCAAUACAUGAGGCAAUCCUAGUGCCUUUGCUCACUGCGAUGGGGAAUGUCAUUGAUUCUUUUGUCAUUCCUGAUGAUUUCGAGGUCUCUCUACCUAUCCACAUGGGGCAUAUGCUGGAUGCGCCCGCUACUGCAGAACUCCCCUCCAGUGAUCAGAAGUACCGCCUUAGAAUACCAGACUUGUCAUUGAUGUUUCAGACGCGCGAUGCUGAUGUCUGUCCCUACUGGCCAUUCGAGGUGUCUGUUUCUCAGACAUCUGAAGGUGCCAUCACCCAGUUGCAAAAAUUCACCGAUCAGAAUGAGCACGUACUCUACCCCAACCGAGACAAGGAGGGCCUGGAGAAAGUUCAACAGAUGUUCCAAUGCACACUUGAGAGAAUCUGUGAAGCAGUUCUUGUACACCUACGUACUGAGCAUGCGCAUGAUGAUACGCUCCUCAACUCACUCCAGGUUGUCCAGGAUUGGUCUCCACCAAAUGAGGUAGUUGACUGGAAGAAAUGCACCACACAACUGCGGCCAGCAGUGAAGCAGACGGGGUUCGAACGGUACCGCUUAUGGCACCAUAACUUUCUCAAGCGCAUGUCUGAUGAGACCGAGGAUGCUGGAGCUGGACCAAGGAAGAAGAGAGGAAGAGUCACAUAUUCAAGAGGUGUCUGGAUCUCUGUCUGCGUUUGUCUGUUCCAUCUCUUAAGGAUAUCACGUGUGCUGCGGGAGAGGACAAUCAUCUUUUUCAUGCCUGUUGGCCCAUCUAUGUGUCACAUGCAUCUUCUGGUGACGAUCUGGUAUUGA